This is a messenger RNA of Cyprinodon variegatus (sheepshead minnow), 2904 nucleotides long. It is a transcript of the gene cunh1orf35, whose product is annotated as multiple myeloma tumor-associated protein 2 homolog. The transcript has 8 exons. Bases 302 to 1216 code for a protein of 304 amino acids. The record is from RefSeq and is a predicted model, not a curated record. NCBI's taxonomy places the organism in Eukaryota, Metazoa, Chordata, Actinopteri, Cyprinodontiformes, Cyprinodontidae.
UACGCAAGCUUUGAACGCGUUACUAUAGCUACGUGAAAAAAGCGGGCUAACUUGCUACACGUUAUUUAGCUACGUUAAAAAAAAAAAAAGCCGCUCGAAUAAGCCAAAGUUUCCCAAAAAAGAAACAACCGUUAACUUGUUGCUCCCGUCGAUACUAGGAAGUUAACUCACCGCACAACUUCCCCGGAUGAAUGAGUCAAAGGCCUGUUCGGGUUGCUAGCGGUUCGGGUUGCUAGCGUUAGCUGAGCGCGCUAGGAGCGUGUUGUUUACUCUAACUCUGACUUUAUUCUGCUAAAACAAAAUGUUUGGUUCUUCAAGAUCUGGGGGCCUACGCGGAGGCCAGGACCAAUUCAACUGGGAUGACGUAAAAGUCGAUAAACACAGAGAGAAUUAUCUGGGAAACUCUUUGAUGGCCCCGGUUGGACGAUGGCAGAAAGGCAAAGAUCUGACAUGGUAUGCAAAAGACAAAAAAUCUGGCAAAGCUUUGUCCAAAGAGGAAGAACUUGCUGCUGUGAAAGCCGCCGAAGAAGAGGCUCUGAUGGCUGCCCUAGGACACAAGAUUAUAAAGAGGCAACCAACUGGCCUUACCAAAGAGGAUCUCGUGGAGGUUUGUCGAAGGGAAGAGGCUGAUGGUGAAGAGAGGAGUGUGGAUCGUAUAUCAGGCUUGGGAAGCUCCAGUGUGGGGUCACGGAAAAUGUUGCUGUCCCAGAAAGAGAAAGAAGCGGCUAAAAUGGGUCUGCCGAUUUUUACGCAUCACAAGACUGAAAGUCGUCAAGAAACACCAGCAACAAUAUCAGCUGAGAGCGCUGCAAAAGAAGAAGAGACAGAACAAGGUAUACAUGAGAGUAAAAAGAAAAAGAAAGAAAAGAAGAACAAAAAGGAGAAAAAGAAGAAGGAAAAAAAGAGGAAAAGGAAAAGACAAGAUUCAUCGUCCUCCUCAUCCUCCGAUGAUAGAAAAAGACACAGAAAGGACCACCAUCAUCAUAAUCCAUCAUACCAUAGUCAGAGUGGAGCCAGACCCCAUGACAGCCAUUCAAGGGAGGGAGCAAAGGCCGAGCGACAGCCUUCCCGCCCCCAUCAUCGACGGCAUAGGCAUGACACAGACACUUCUGACAGGGGGUCUCCUGCCCGCAGUAACUCUGCCUUCCAUAAGAAAGCCCCUGCUGGUGCCACACAAAGCCAGAGAAGACGCCACGACACAGACUCGGACGACUAAUGUCCCGCGCUCCCCCCCCACCUGACCCAGAGAUGCAUAGUGCACACGCUGCGUUCUGGGACCUCCUGUGUGAUGCGUUUCAGAUUUAUGUUUUAUUUGACACUAUGAGUAAUUUCAAAGGCAUGAUUGUGUCUAUUUUUCUGCUGAUAUUUGGUUAAAAGCCCUUUUUAUAUCCAAGAUCAUUUGUGAUCAAAUGGAUCCACUUGUUUUGCUUGUUUAAAUCCCUUUGGCUUUUGUUUUAUUUUUGGAAGAGCGGAUGCCAUUAGUAGGGGGGAAAAAAGCUUUGUAGAACAGAUUAUUUUUCUUAAACAUGAAACUGCACUUCUUAUUGAAACAUUUUAAAUUUGAACGUCCAGUUUUAGCCAUAAUAAAGCAGGAUAGAUUCAAAUUAAUUCUAUUUUCUUAGCAGAAAUGUUUCAGGCUGAUACGUCUUGAAGCAGGAUACUACUGUUUGCCUCAAAUUGAUCUGAAAGGGGAUAUUCUGCUGGCUAGUACCUAAUAAGGUCUCACUCACAAAAUAAUUCUCCAAGAUGUUCAUUAAGAAGAGUGGCAAAUACCAGACUGGUCUUUUUUUUUUUUUAUGACCAAGUACUGUUAUGCUGCCACACACAAACCAAACUGAAGAAGCAGCAGGAGCAGAGGCCAGACAAAGCCACCCUAUGAGGGACUCCAGGCCUGAACUACUUCCCCUUCUACAAUUACCACACUCCCCAGCAAGUUUUAUAGGCUCGGCUGCAUUAUCCAUGGCAGCCUAAUCAACCUGCAAGAAUGCUCUCCUAGACUUGCCACCCUUAGACAAAGUGAAGUAGGAUAUGUUCUUCACAUUACUGCUUUAACCUCAGCAGUGGGUGAUCACUUAAGAGAAUCAUAUUUCUUCUUGGGUCAGUUAGUAACUAUUUUUUCCCUUAGUAACUCAAAACGUAAACAUGAUCAAAACAGUUAAAAUAGUCAGACCUACUUGUUUUGUACAGUAAUCUGCCCUCAAAAUUACAAUUACAAGUUAUCUGGAGGGUGGCUGCAAGCUAUACAUGUGAAAAAAAAAAUUUCUAAACGUGACCAUCAAAAUCAGGUAUGAGAUGGCAUGUCAACCAAAUAAUCAUGUGUGGUAACGGAUAGCAAUUCUUCAUUAGGCUCAUGAUUGUUCUCUAUGGAUUAAACCAUUCUCUUGUAUCUGGGAUUGUUGUUCUGCUGAAAGACUAUUUUUCAACCCGUGUUGGUUCCUUUAAGCUAGAUGCCCAUGCCUCAGCAGGCUGAGGUUGUCUUGCUCUAUGUUGCAGAUGUUCAUGAUGCUUUUGCCUCCAAAUAAGAAACAAACUUAUGAGUCAGGGGAAUCAUAGCAAUUAACUCUUUUCUAUCAAAUCCGAUUUUAGAUUAAAAAGAAAAAUGAUCUUUUCCAUGUGGUGUAUUUUGUAAUCCCAAAUAUUCAAUACAUACAUGAAGUAUGUAGCUGCAAAAUGUAAUAAAGAUCAAAGCUUAAAAGUUUUGGUAGUGAAUUUUAGAUUUAAAUACCUAAAACAUGAGGUGAGAAAAGGUGUUUUUAAAUAAGCCAAGAAAUGUCUUAAAGCUUUGUUACAUUAGACAGAGCCAACUUUAUGUAAUCCAUUUAACCAACUAAAGUAAAGCUUUAUUUUCCUGAAAGUUUUGUCAAUUUCAAAGAGGGGGACUAUUUAAACAAAGUUCUUAAAAUG